This is a messenger RNA of Procambarus clarkii (red swamp crayfish), 13750 nucleotides long. RefSeq lists its product as uncharacterized. The record is from RefSeq and is a predicted model, not a curated record. NCBI's taxonomy places the organism in Eukaryota, Metazoa, Arthropoda, Malacostraca, Decapoda, Cambaridae.
UAGGAGAAAUUUGCCACAUAGAAUGGAGAGGAGUUACGUGUACGAGCCCUGAGGGACGUAGCACAACCGACCAGUCUUUCCCGCGACGUCGUGGCUCAGGGAGGUAGACGUACACUGACCACUUUACACCAUCACAGCUUACCAGGGCUUGGUGUUGAAGUGAAAUGGUCAUCCAGUUCAAGUACCAGUGGAAACACUACAGAAAAAUGUAGUGAAGAUGAUUACUCUCGGCUAUUAUGUAUUGUAAGGAAGAACAAAAGAAGACUUUUAAUAAUUUAAUAAAUUAUAAUUAUACUGAUGAUCAAUCAAUCAGGAAUAUUAAUUGAAAAUGGAUUUGCCCUUGAAACCUCCCCCUUUAAUGUCAUUGACACCAAAGAAAAAUUUACAUUAUUAUAUUGGACGAGUGAGAGCAUUUUGGGAAGAUAAGAUAUUUUUCUCUGAUCAAAGGAAUGUGGCUAUAGUAAACAUACAAAAUUUGUAUCUCCAUGGAAAACGGGCAACUAGGGAAGAUGUGGUUUAUCUUGAAAAGAGGGUAUCUACUAGCGAGUGGUAUGGGGCACCAGAAUUUUAUUCGUACGUCAGUCAUUACCCAAGUGAGGUUCCAUACUCCUGGCCAUACAAACUCUCUGGAAAGGUUAUGUGGCAAGCCAGUUAUGCUUGGACCGGGUGUAUGCCCGAGUUCAUUGAAAGAGACUGUCAAAAUGAUAUUGUUUAUAUGCCUGUUAGUUACUACACAGGAAAGGUUAUCAGAUGUUUUGAAGAUAAAAUCCUUUUUGGAGACACAAGAAAUAAUGUAAUGGUAAAUUUAGAAGAUUUCUAUAUUUUUGGGGAAAGAGCCAGCAAGAAGGAAAUGGCAGUGGGAUUUAAUAAAUUAGAUCCUAUUAUCCAUGCAUAUGUUACAAAACUGAAAGUACUUGCAGGUGCCAACACCAAAAUUAUAGGGCCAGAACCUAAUUUACCUACAUGGCCCAAACAGCAUUAUACUUCAGACACAUGGGUGGCUAAAUAUGCCUGGCAGGGAGAAAUGCCAGAAGUAGUGAAAAGGCAAGUGGGAAGGUUCUAUAUGAUACACAUGAACCAGUGGGAUAAUAUAGGGUUUAUUCCUUGGGUGAAGGGUAUACAGUCAGGAUUUUAUAACACUGAAAAAAGAGAAAAUACAGGCAAGAGAGAAAUAUUAAAACAGCCUGAAGAAAAGGAAGACGGCGAAUCGAAAAUCAGCAUAGACACAGCAUUUAUACCAGUUGAGCAAGAAGCGGGCAUAAUGAAAGGGUCAUUGUUAUUGGCCAACCAUCACCAAGGACUUUUAACAAGCUUUGUAGAUGUAAUCGCCUUUACUAAAGAAAAUUUUUAUGUAAAUGGUGAAAAAUUUAGAAGCCAAAUGUCUCUCUCGGAUUUCUUUAAAAGUAGAAAAAUUCCAUUAACUGCUUGGGUAGUGUCUCUUGCAAAACCAAAAGUUAUAUUUCACAUUAAUGUUGUUUGGCGUGCUGUUUGUGUUUGGUAUGGUGAUACGCCGAAGAACUUGGAAAGUCUCAAGAAAGAAUAUUUGGAAGGGAAAUUAACUGGAAAUUUAGUUGAAACUAUCAAUUCCAGCUCAGUGAAAAAAUUUACUCAUUUCAUAGGAAAUAUUACAAGUCUUUCCUUUGCUUCAGGUGUUUUAAAAAGCAAGGUUUCUCUCGCACAAACGGUUAAAAUUUCCUUUAAGAGGAGAACUUUGUACAUGUAUGGUUAUAAGUUUCACUCCAGUUGUCGCCUUCUUGAUAAGCAACAAAUAUUGGAAUCUUUUACGUGGUCUGUAUUGGCUUUCCCUAUUGCAUCAGAAAAUCACCCUGGCACUCUUCAAUACCAUGCAAUUGCUCUGUGGCAGUUUCAGUAUCAAAACUAUAUUACCAUGAACCUUUUUAGAAUAAUUGCAGAAGCCAAUGAUCCCAAAUCUGAUCUAAAUGAGAGUAGCACUAACUUUGGAAACUGUUCUUUUGGGAAAGAGGAAUUGGGUCACCAUAUGUCUGGAUGGAUUGUAAUGGUUUCUGAAUAUAAUGGUAUCAUACAAAGUGGAAGUAAUCAAGUUGAAGCUACUUAUAUUGUUUUCAACAAAUCAAUCCUCUAUGUGGAUGGAGAAUUAUUACCUGACCAUGUAUCUUUGAAUGCAGUUGAUAGAUAUCGUCAGUGUAAUGUAUAUGCUAAACCAAAACCAGGUACAUAUUUUGAGGGACUCUUGAUAACAAUGGAGGCAAGUAUGGUGUGGAUUGGGAAAAAACCUUUUAUUUUGGAAUCUCCAAUAAAAGGAACAGCUAAUAUAAAAGAUAAUAAUAUACAAUGUGGAAAUGUGAAAAAUAUAUUGGAAAUGGUAUUGUGUGCAAAGCCUGAAGAGAGUGAAAUUUCAGCAGGAAGGAAAAAUGCUCUUGUAGAGUCAUGCACAAAUGAAGGGUCAUUGAUGAAAACUGAAGAUAACAAGCCAGCUAUUGGACUUUAUGCAAUUGAAGGCAUUGUAGCAGGAACUGUAUUAAUAACAGACAGUCAACAAGGACUAAUGGUUUGCUAUAAGAGCAUUGUGGCUUUUAAUAGCAAAAACUUUUAUAUAGAUGGUGUAAAGUUUGAUGAGCAAUUUACAUCCCUUGUAGAGUAUUUUUCAAACAAAAAUAUACCUAUAAGAGCUUGGGUGGUGCCUUUGAAAGAACCUAGAGUAUUAUUUAAUUGUCAGGUUGUUUGUGAGGCUGUGUGUGUCUGGAUUGGGCAAGAGCCAGCUGAACUUAAAAAUCUUGAAAGUGAAAAGCAAAUAGGAACGUUACUAAAGGAAUCUGAAAAUGAUGAGGAAUCUCAUUUUCCGGUGGUUGUGUUCACUUACUUGCUAGGAAGUGUAACUAAUCUCUCUGCAUCAACUGGGUUGAUAACCUGUGAGACUCCUCUUGGUAGUGUGAAAGUGGCAUUUUGGAAUAAGUCGCUGUUUCUGAAUGGAGCCAAGCUGCCUUGUGGUAAAGAUUUGCAGACUAACAAUGACACUUUAACAUCGUCCACAUGGUCUAUGCUUGCAUAUCCCAUUGCACUGAAAGAAAUUCUAGGUGAAACAAUUGCAUAUUGUGCUUUGGCAGUUUGGCACUGUACAGACCAGCAUAAGAUAAGGAAUGAGCUUUCACAGUUAACAUCCACUAAGACUCAAGAUUUACCAUUUUACAUCUUACCAAUUAAUAUUCAGAGAGCAAUUACAAAGGGAACUAUGGCUAUUGAAGGAUCAGUUGCAAAUUCAGGAACCUUAAUGUGUGGCUGGAUAGUUUUUACUCAAAAAAGUUUUGGCAUUAUUGAGUGUGUCGAUGACAAUACCCAGAAGUGCACAAAUGUUCUCUUUCACCGCACCAUGCUAUGGAUUGAUGGGCAGGCUGUUGAUUCCAAGGGGGAUCUAUGUCUGAUUGACCGUUCAUUGCAGUGUACUCUGUACACUGGUACACACCGUGAACGUGAGUUGUGUGUGUGUGGCUACGCAAUAAGUUGUAUUGCUAGUGUGGUAUGGAUGGGCAAGAAACCUCGAAGGAUUACUGCUGGACCAUACUCAUUUUUCAGUUCAUCUAAACUACAAUUGAAAAUUGUCAAAAUGGACGAGGCAGAAAAAAAUGUUGAAAACAAAGUCCUCCCAGAACUUUCAGAAGCAACAAUUAUGCAGAUUUUAGAGGAGUCUGGAGUUGAUGAAAUACAUGACAGGUUAGGAGAUGAAAAAGAGGAGCCAGUCCAAAAAUACUGUGGCAAGCACAUAACUGGGCGGAUUAUUCAGAAGUGUAAAGGGGGUGGAGUUGCUCAGUGGCAUAGCAUCCAGCUUGGGGGUGAAGUAUAUAUUGAAUUUUCUCGUCAAGAUGUGUAUGUCGAUUUAAGUCCUGUGACUAAGAAGACUAAAAUGUCGGCUCUCGAGUCUCGGCCAUGCAAUUUCUAUGUCAUUCCAGUACCUCACCAUGAAGUUGGUGAAUAUACUAUUAGUUUAGCUGCAACUUGUGGCUGGAUAGGCAGUAAACCAUCACAUAUCCCUCCCCCAGGAACACAGGAAUUGGUUAAAAUUGAUCUGAGUAAUGUUCAUGUAACUCCUGCCUCUGUGAUACAACAGCAGAAUUCGUGCUCUCCAAACAUUCAGAGCGGCAUAAAUUCGGCACAACCUGGAGCCGUUCCCAAAGAUAAAAAUCUUCAGGUUUUGGGCAUGAAUGGUCAGUCUAAAAAUCAAAGUGUAUAUGAUUCUCAUAAAGAUAAGAGCUUAAUAGAUAAUACAACCAGCUCUUCUGCCAAUCCACAUUCUCAUGAUAAAAAUCGCAGUAAGAUUUGGGAAGAAGAUAUGAAAGAAAACCAUUUGAGAGGUUCCAUAAUAGAACUCCACUCAAAUGUUGGCAGACUUCAAGGUGCAGAUGGAAGCCAACAUUAUUUCUCACGUGACCAUUGUUAUUUGUAUGGUGUCAGCCUCCGGUGUGUUGAGCUGUGGCAUGUUCUUGUUCAAGGCGAGGCUGUGACGUACACGACAAGUGAGAUCAGCCCAGGAACAAGCAAAGUGCAGGGAGUAUGGGUUGGGGCCCAGAAGAUUGGUGAUGUGCAGAAAGCUGCUGCACACAUAUAUGAAUGGUGCAAAAGAAAUUUAGUCCCUGAUGGGGCUCGUGAUUUAUUGGUGCACCAACUUGAGGUUUCCUAGCAGUUGUCUGUGCCUGUUGCCUGUGAGUGUUCCUUCAAGGAUAACGGAGGCUAGAUCCAUUACAUCAAUUACAUUAAUGUAAUGUCUCGUGUCUCAUUAACAGGUAUUGUAUUAUAAUUACAAAUGUCCAUUCAAAAUAUCUUGUUAAUAUAAUGAACUACAUAAUACUUUGAAGUUCACACUUGUAUGAACAACUUGUAUAUGUAAAAACAUAAAAAUUAUGUAAUGACUAAUUCAAAGGAAUUCUUCCUUAUAUUUCUGAUAGGUAUUGUAAUUUGUAUGCAAAGUGAGAGGCUCUGUUAUCUUCCCCUGACGUAUUGUAAUUGUUCCUUUGCUCAAAUCAGUAAAUAGACAGAAGUGAGUGAACUAAUAUUUGAAAAUGUAUUCUGCCAUUGACAAUUCUUAAUAUAACGUUGAAAUUUAUUUUAAUACAAAAUAAUUUAUUCUAAUUACAUUUAAUUAUCAAGAUUAUAAAUAUAAGGUGGGUUGCAAUUGGCAGGUUUUGUUUCCUGCUAAAAUGUUGGUGUGCUUUGUUGUAAAAAGCAGAAUAUAUUUUAUGGAGUAACCUGGAAAUAUUAUUUUUAUAUAACUUGUAGUAAAUAGUUUUUAGUUUCAAUUGAUUACCUUUACUGGAGUGUGUUGUUAUUACUGUGGUGGUCUUAAUUGUAUCCUUCUAAGCUUAUAAUCCAAUUGGUAUUCAACUGUAAGCCAAUUGGUAUUCAACUGUAAGCCAAUUGGUAUUCAACUGACAUCUCUAUAGUGUCAUGAGGGCUACUGUGUGUGUGUGUGUGGGGGGUGAUGCAUGUGUGUGUUGAAUACUACAAAUACAUGGUGUAGUACACUAAACUUUUGUGUAGGUAUGGUGUUUAAUAUUAUGUCUUUUAGACAAUAUGAUGAUCAGUAUACAUCAUCAAUCAGUAUGGCCUUAAAGAUAAUAAUAACUAUCAAAGACUUUAUUUUGAAAGUAGCAUUUAUUCACUAUUACACAGUAAAUGGUGUCAUUCUCAAAGUCAUGAGUAUUAAGUUUCUCUUUUCCAAGUAAAAAGUAUAACAAAUUUAUUAUGAAUAGGUAAGUGUGUUUUGGCAUAUAUUUAGGAACAUAUAGGGAAAAGGGAAUGUAAUGGGGAGGAAUGAAUGAAUUCUUGGUACUAUAUAUUAAUAGGUAAUAUUACUACUAUAUAUUACUAAUAGGUACUAUAUUAUUAAACUCGCUCCAAAAAAUUAUAGCCAAAACUAGAAAGAAACAAAAUGAAACUAAACUGAAAGUGAAUGGGAGGGAAUUAAUAAAUGACAGUACCCAAGAGGAAUUCCUGCUCUUCUGCCUUGAAGCAUGGUGACAUGCACAAGCUCUCUCCCUCACACACAACUGGGCACCCCACACCCCCUUUAAACACCCCCACACAUACACCAGACAACCACACAUUGACUAAUACCGACACCCAGAACCUGUCGCAUUCAUUAGAACAAUAUGAAAUAAUGGAGAAUUUUCUUCUUGGAUUUUCUAGGUGACUUGCAACUUACCCAGUCACAACCCGUUGUUCAUUCAGUCUAGGUCUCAUUGUCCAAAAAGCAUGUGGUCCUCUGAAUUCCUGAAAACCUUAUGUGGAGUAUUACAGGGGAAUGGUUUUUAUAUACAAAUAUGUAGGGUUAAAUUAAUAGUUAGUUAUUCACAUGUAUGCUCACCCUAAACUUGUGGGCUGGCCUCUCCCAGGGUAACUUGCUGGAAACGAGACCACGACCUGACCAUCGCUGGCCCGGUCCCCAGUGAUAGAUCACAAAGUUUACAACCUGUUGUUUUAAGAGAUGAAGACAAUUUAGCCAGGUCCCACUGGAUAAGUGAAACUGUCUGAACAUAUAAUCAUUUAUUUCACUAAACCCCACACCCACUUCUAAUAAAUAUUCUUAUUAAACAGAACUUACUCUACUGCCACUUUCCCACCUGGUAAUAGGUGUAUGGACUCGCAUAAACAAAUAUCAACACUGUAAAGCACCAUGAAGACCGUUAAAGCCGCAUCAAAACACUCCCUCUAGAUCCUCUCAUGGAGACUUUGAUCUCGAAUGGUCCUUGAGUAGCUUUUUACAUAAUAAUAAUAAUAAUAUUUAGACUUUGUGGCAACGUGGAAAGAACAGGACUUACUGAUAAAUAAAUGUUCAGCUCAAAGCACCACAUUUCUCUCUCGCUAGAAUCUGUACAAGUUAAAUUCCUCUCUCCAGCUCCUGGCAGCGUUUACUAAACAAAAUUGUACUGUACUGCAACUGUCCUGUACUUCGUCAACUUUGCCAAAUAAAACUAAAUUAUCACAACUUCAUAAUCCUACUGGCUAUGUUCUAUAACAUAACUUAGGUUAUUUUGAGAUGCUUUCGGGGCUUAGCGUCCACGCGGUUCGAUCCUCGACCAGCCCCCCUUUUUGUGACACACGCCCAGGAGGCAUACCCAAAGCAGCUGUCUAACUCCCAGGUACCUAGUUACUGCUAGGUGAACAGGUGCAACAGGGUGAAUGAAACUGCCUAUUUGUUUCCACACGCACUGGGGAUCAAACCAGGAACCUCAGAACUAUGAAUCCCAAGCGGUGUCCUUUCGGGACAGUAACUUACUGCAUCCAAAGGCUAAAACAGCCAUUAGUUUACAUUUUCACGGUUAAUCGUGGCACCGUAGUUAAUGAUAGGCAUUGUUUGGUGGCUACUAGCAUUUACAAACAAGACCAUUGAUGCUGUUUUGUGGAAUUACCUCUUAAGGAUCAUUUCUGGGCUGGAUUGAUUAAUUUCUUGUAGCUCUGUAAAGCAUGUCACUUGUACCUGAUUGCACAAUCUAAUAUCCAAUGACAGUAGGAUUUUGAGGGAGAGGAAUGAGUGUGUUCAAGGCGAUUGUGCCUUUGUUGACCAUUGCCCUUUUUCUUGUUACCAAAAUUACAUUUAUAAUUGUGAUUUUAACAUAUGCAUACAAUGUAAUGUAUGGUAUUAACAUAUACAGUAAUGUCGUUAUCCCUUUUGUUCUGAGAAGUGUUGACUACACACACAAUUACAAUAUUUGGUAGACCUAAGACAAACCUGGGUGCCUGCAUUGGUUGAAAGCAUAAAAUUGGGAGAAACAAUAUACUGUAUUGGCAAUAAUAAGUUCUUUAUGAUCUUUCAUGUUGUGAUUAUACACAUUUAGUCAGAUUUUCACAAUAUUUCCUAGCAAGAUGUUAAUUUUCUCUAUUUGGCCUCUAAAGUUUGAAAGUAACUUGGUUUGGGCUAAAUAAUGUUUGAAGCCACUCUGUUAACAAUAUAUGACACUGACAGCACUAACAACAGUCUGUGAAUAUGAAUGAAUGGAGCUUGACUGCAGAAGCACCAUACCAUCUUGUUUUAUUAAACAAUUGCAGUUGCAAAAUUAUUUAACCAGGGUUAAUUCUUUGCAGAAACUUCACGUGAUAAUUUAAUGUUUAAAAUAAUUCAAGUAUUUUGACUUCACACAUUGUUUCAUGAGUAAGCCCUUUAUACCAAGUUUCAGUCUCUGUGGGUGAACUAUGGAGGUACUAAGUUUGGAUACAGAUUAUCAUGGAUUAAUGCUGAUAAUUUGCAUUAAUCCUUGGGUCUUCCACAUUCUUGGGAGUAAGUCAGGCUCCCACACACCCUAUAUUUAAACUUCUAGGGUUACAGUUAUAGAUCAUUGCACAUCCCAAGCAUUCUGGACUAUAUUGUGAGAUGAAUAUGUGGCUGAUUUGCAUGAGGGAUGUUCUCGGAAUAGCUUGUUCAUAUUGAAUUUGCACGAAUCAAACUUUUGGUUAAGCUGUAUAAAAACCUCUUAAGGCCCAUAUUGUUUUCUAGUCCUGUCUCUUAAAGCAUAUACAAGACAAUAUUUGAUUACUACAAUCCCCUUUUUGUCAGACUUAAUCAUGCUAAUGAGUACAGUGAUGAUACUUAUUGUUGUAGAGCUCAUUUUAUGAGGAGAUAGAUUCUAUAGGGUGAGGGGCAUUGUUGUUGAAUUUCACUUCUUCACUGGAAGGUGCUUGUGACAACCUUAUGUUGAGUGAGGCAUAAUGCAGUGUGUUUGAAUAUAAUGUUGCGUAGGGAUAAGUAAAUGUUGUGUGGUGUCUGCACUGUAGGUGCAUGGCAGCUUAAAUCCCACAUCAUUGCUCUUGUCACCAGAAACUAUUUAUUCCAUAUUAAUAUCAUCUACCAUUUGAUUUUCCGAAAGACAACGAAGGUAAGGGACACGGAACCACCAAUUAGCACAAAAGUUGGUCAGGGGCAUUGGCCAUUAUCCUGUUUUUAGUGCCUUUUGACAUUAAAGCUAUCUUCUCUGAGUGUUAUUGUGACAAACUUCAAUCUCAUUCCAUAGAUAUUAAUACAUCUGUCUGAGAUAUUAAUACAUCUGGCUUCAUGCAGGUCCACGUUCAAUCCCCGACUGUCCAAGUGGUGGGGCAGGGAUUCCUUUUCCCCCGUCCCAUCCCAAAUCCUUAUCUUGAUCCCUUCCAAGUGCUAUAUACUGUAGUCGUAAUGGCUUGGCACUUUCCCCUGAUAGUUCUCUUCCCACUUUCUCUUGUUAUAAACUUAAUAAAUUGUUUUAUUUCCACUGCUUAUUUCUUAAAUUCCUACCUUGAUGCACACAGUAAUUAUCAUUAGUUUACAUUCGUUUACAACUUCAACUACAAUGAUAAAUAGGUUAUAAUUGAAAGAAGGUCGUCACAAAAUGUGGUGUGCGCUAUUAGGGUAACGGUGUCGUUCAUCAGUCCCCCAUGAAUUUUUUUUUUUUUUUUCAAAUUCAAUUUAAAAGUACUUUAUCAUUUUCUGGAUAUUUUUUUUAAUGAAUGGAAAGAGGACACUGAUCAAUAAAGUGACAAAAUUUAGUCUGUAGGUGCAAUACGUCUAUAGAUAUUAAUAGAGAUAACCUGUCAAAUUUUUGGAACGGACCAAAUAUUUGGCUGCCCAGGUGCAUUGUCCAACCAGUUGAAUUGCUAAAUUUGUAAAGGAAUUUCACUAGCAUAAACAUUUAUAAAAUGAUCAGUAUUAAACCUAUCUUCUUUUUGGAAGUUUUGCUCUUCAGCAACGAUUAUUAGCCUUGUUUUCCUUAAGGUUAGUAAUUUCCUUUUGAUAAACAUAUACAGUACUGUACUUUCUAGUGGGGUGUUUUCUCAGUAUUUAGCAGAUCUCUGAUCCCUCCAAGCACUCCUUGCUUUGAAAGGGGGAGGGCUCAGAUUCUAGUCCUGGCCAAGGUAGGUAGGCUCGAAGGAAUUUUGAGAGGCUUGGCGCAGUUCCGUAGACACUCGGCAACCCCAGUGUCAUGGCUUUCAGGGAGCUACCGAGUGGCCCACCAGUAGUAGUUUCAUCACAUGCUUCUGGUAUUCUGGUAGUCUUGAGACUUGCUCUUUUAGCUGCCAACUGUUCUUGGUGUUUUUUUUUUUUUUUUUUUUGCAAAGUUAGAGGGAAGAAUAGCACAUACUUAGAAUUUAGAUUAUGUAUUUGAGAACUGUACAAGUUGUAUGAGAGCUUGAAUGUUUACUAAGGUGAAAUGAUAGUAAACUCUUCUUGAAAAGCAGGAUGGUGUGCCCUCUUUGCCCUUUCGAAUUUAAAUAAUGAUUCACUUUCCAGAUUGCUGAAUAUAUAUAUAUUCUGCUAAUUCUACCAUAAGUUUUCAUUGCUAUUACAUGAUAUAACUCAAUCAUUUGCACAUUUACAAAUAACAUUAGAUUUAUGAUAAAUUACUAAUCAAUGUUAAAAUAUUUGUUAACUUGUAUUUCUGGUGAUCCUUCACGUUUACCAUAAUGCUGUUAAGUUUUCAUCUAUGCUCAAAAAAAUUUAUAAACAUUUUGAUAAAAUCCAAGUUGUAACCCUAUUAAUAAUAGCCUUGAAAAUGUGAAAUGUUUCUUAACAUUUAAUACAUCUCUGAUCAAGCAUUUUGAGAUGGAUUGGUGACUGGCUAACUAAACAUGUGGUACACACCUGGAACAUGAAGGUAACAAGAAUCUUUAUACAGUACUUGCACAUCUUAAAUUCACUUGGCUGAAUACACAGGCUUGAUCACUGUCUGACUACUGGCAUCAGUGGCUCAAAUGUUAAGUGGCAUGUAUCAUGAGUACCACUGAGGGUUAAGAUCUGAUUACUGAUGUGGAAGGCAGCUUUGUGUUGGCACCUGUAUACUUAUCAACUUUCACCAGCUCACUGUAGGUAAGGUGGAGGCCUCUCAUCCUGGGCGGAUUGGAACCGUUUUGAUUUGUAUGACAUGUUGUUUUCUUAAAAAUAGAUCUAGUUUCUUGACCUCUGCAGAUAUUUUUUUGUUUAGAUUGUUGACAUUGCAUUUUGUAAUGCUUAAUAUUGUUUUGGCCUGAACAGCGAUUUGCCCCUUAUCUGGUUUGGGUUUAAGGUUUCGUCCAUUUAUAGAACGUUCCUUGAAGAGAAGUCUGUAAGUAGCUUAACUUAUGUUCUGCUUUCAUCUUGGUAGGGAUACCUGUCCAUUGUUCAUUCAUCUCUACAUGAUUUAAGUAUAUAAAUGGAUGAAGGGGUAUUAUAAUAAUGAUAUAAUAAGAUUUUGAAUGUAUGGACAAAAAUAGAACUCGAAACAAUUGAUAUAAAUUGGUUACGUAUUUUUUCAGGAAAGAUGUGGAUAAAUAUUAGUUGGGAAACAGGGUUGUGCAUUUAUGGAACAUUACUGGGUAACAUUAUAGACAUGAUUGUUUGAACCAUAGGUUAGACACACUCUACACUCAAUAAUCUGAAUUAUAUAGGUCCCACUCCCUUUUAAAUUAGCUAAUAUUUGUUGUUCCAAGAAUGUCCGAAAAGAAAAAAUCUAGUAUAUUCUGGUUUCUCCGUCCGUCAGAAAUCUCAUUAACUCGAAUUUGUAUUUGAGUUGAGAGAUCUAGGUUAUCAAGGCCUUUACAAUGUGCUUGGUACAUAUUCAUGCCUUGGUCUGUUCGUUUCACUAAAAUUUUUGACAAAGGGUGUGGGCUUUUUAUUCUCCAUGCUGCCUAUUACCACAAUAGGGACACAGCCAUUAACGAUAAUUCCCACACCUGUAUAUGGGGAUUUUGCAUUUUUAGCAGGUUGAUACGUAUCCUGGUCUUGCAGACCGUCUCCUGUCGGCAUUUUUAUAUAGAGGGCAAGUUUUUUUUUAAUUCAGAUGGACAGCUGUAUUUUUGUGUGCUGCCAGUUUCUUUGGUCUAGACUUCUUUCAGGACCACAAUGCUCUGUUGUUCUUACCUAUCCAUGAUGUGUGGUUAGGGAAGUUCAUUUGUCCUCUUUAUUAUCCCAUGCUUUUGGUAUGUAUUUUUUAGCUGCCGUUUGUUCUUUGUAGACCCAGUAACAUUGCAUUCUUGUUUUGUAGGUUUGUCCUCAAGAUGCUGUUUGUCUGGUGGCAGCUUGGUGUUGGUUCCACAUGGUUGGCCAUACUGUAUUCAAAAGAAUGGGUUCUAAGAACAUAGGAGUAAUGUACAAUUGGGGGAGAGCAGUUACACUUACUAAUAAAUCCACUAUUAUGCAAAACAUUUUGGGCAAAUGUUUAACCUCUUCAGGUCCCUAAUGUUGGGUUCACAUUUCUGGUUAGUCUUGUUCUCGAGGAUGAUUUUUGGCUUGUCAGUUUGGUGGUUCGCACCAGCCACAGGAGUACCCAUUUUAGAUUUAACUUGAUACCCAGCUUUUAUAUUGUUCUGCAGGCUGGUCCAUAUAAUCUAGAGAUAAUAGAUUUUCUGUAUUUUCACAAAGUUCCUGACAGGAGUAACACUUGAGUUGAUUUCUUGUCCCGAUUUUUUGGCAACAUGCAAAUGGUUGUAUUCAUAUCUUCCUUUUCAUGUGUGUAAUAAAUAUUUGUUUGAAGUUUAGUGGGUUUUUAUUGUAACUGGAUUUCAGGUCAUGGUAGUUCUAUGCUAGGCAAGCAUCAUUGUCACCACACAUUGUAAUUUUGUGCUGGGUGUUCACUUCAAUGACUUUUUGACUUAUAGUGCAUACCAUGAAAUAAUGUGGCUGGUCAACAUCAAUAAUAGUGGAUCACUGUCUCAUUCCCCUCCUUAUAUAACAUAUUUGAAUACUUCCUUUGGCAGCAUUUGCAAUUGUAAAUCACUUGGUAGCAGGUACCAAAUCCAAAUAACCAACUUGGCUUUUGGGCAAAUCUGCUUACUAAAUGAUCAGAUAUAAUAAUUGUUUAUAAUAGUGCUUUAGCCAUUCAGGCACAGAUAGCUUAGACAGUGCCAGUAGUCGAGAUAGUCAAUAGCAGGCAAAUAAUAUUGUGCCUUACAUUUCAUUAUGUUUUUACAUUAUUUGCAGUGACAUUCAAGGUAAUUUUUCUUGAAAUGCAUUCUCUCUGCACUUGUGUACAUGAAGUAAAUAACAUCAUAGUCAAAAUGCAUGGUACAGGCAGUGAAUAGAACAUCAUUGUGCAUAAGAAUAUAGUUUUUUUUUUUUUACUUGGUGCUUAAAUACUGUACUGAAUAACCUAGAAAAUGUACCCACUUUUUCAAGAAGUUCUGAAAGCUCCCCAAGGCCAAUUUGAGCAGCUCCAGUGGAGUUGCUCAAAUAAUAAUUGUAAUAAUCUAUUACUCCCCUAUCACUUUAAUUCUCCAGAUAUGCUCAAAUUGGCCUCCAACAUAUAAGUAUUCAUGCCAUGAUCUGAAGAUAUCCCAGUAGAAUUGAUUUGUAGGUUAGAAGUGACUGAGAGUUGUAUUCCAUUGGUGCUCCCGAGUUAAUUUUAUAAUUUGUUGUUGGGAAUAUGUUGUUUUAGGUUCAUUUUAAGUAUAUUUCACAUAAAUGUGUGUAUUUCACUUUUUUCCACGAGAGCAAGAAGACAUUCCUUUUAUUGCACUGAAAUUUAUGCAGUACAUGUAAUCAGUGUAUAUUUCUAUGCUAAAAUUAGUUUAUAUGUUGCUUUAUAAAUAUAUAUAUAUAUAUAAUAUAUAUCAUAAUAUAUCUAUAUAAUAUAUACAUAAACAUAAUAUUUAAUAUAUAUAUUAUAUAUAUACAAGGGAGUACUGUACCACCUCUGGCUGGAAGAAGGGGAACCCUUAGCCUCGGAGGAAACCACACACAACGCAUUAGAGGGAUGUUUAGGUCCCCUCCAAUACAGUUUGUGUGCUUUUCUCUUACCACCCUCUUCCUUUUGUGUGUGUGUGUAUAUAUAUAUAUAUA